AAAGAGUUUAAUGAAUCAAUGGGAAGGUUAGGUUAAAACAUUUGAAAGUGUUGAACGAUUCCCUGGAGAUUUUUAUGCAUGAAAUGAAGAUAUACAUUGUGUAAAUAGAUCUAUCGUGAUAUGAGUUAACAUAAAUAAGAGAGAGAGAGAGAGAUAAAAAAAGAUACAAAGAAAAACUCGCAACUCGUUAAGAAUAAAAAGAAUAAAUUUACUUGGAAUUCAAUGUUUAUUUAUUUAUCAUUGUGACGCUUGCUUUGACAGUUACACACAAGUAUAGAACGCGACAAAUAAUUUUGUGGUCGUUCAAUUUCUGUUAACAACAUUAUAUCGUAAAAUAUAUGCGAUAUGGAUUUUUUACCAACAACUUCAUCAUUAUUUUGGAAAACGGUGAGAUUGGAAACGUUCAAAGAUUGGCCUUAUCAAUCUUCCGAAGAUGCUUGUAGUCCAGAACGUAUGGCUUCUGCCGGUUUCUUUUCCAAAGCAACAAAGGAAGAACCAGAUUUAGUAGAAUGUUUUAUUUGUUCUAAGCAACUUGAUGGCUGGGAACCUACCGAUGAUCCAUGGAAAGAACAUGAAAAUCAUCAACCCUCGUGUGCAUUUGUAAAACUACAAAAACAAGACGAAUGCCUAUGGACCGUUUAUGAAUUAUUCGAAUUAAUAAAAGCAUAUAAUUUAAAGGAAUGCGAGUGUGAAUUAGAAAAUGCCAAAACUAAAGUAAAAAAUGAGGCAGCUAAACUUGCAGAGGAAAUACCAUUAUUGUUUAAAAGUAUAAGAAAAGGUAAAAGAGGAGGAAGUAAAGUUGACGGUGAUUAAGCAUACGACAUUGUUUUUUUUCCCUUUUAUAUAAAAUUUAGAUUAUAUAUUUUCUUUAUAAUAAAAUUUAUUAAUAUAU
Molecule: messenger RNA, 892 nt
Organism: Vespa mandarinia (Asian giant hornet)
Lineage: Eukaryota; Metazoa; Arthropoda; Insecta; Hymenoptera; Vespidae
Gene: Det
Product: baculoviral IAP repeat containing deterin
Source: RefSeq, a predicted model, not a curated record